UAAAGCCUCCAGCAGAGACUUUAGGUAGUGUCAUCAUGUCCACAACAGAGGAAAGCAGUUUGGCAACAAGUCCUGAAAACCAAAAAGUGGAAAAGACAGAAGACCUUUCCUCCAACAAAACAACUGGGGUGAGGAAGUCAAAUCUAUUUCACGGGACUGAGCAGGAUGCUUCCAACAUAGAGGUGGUUGAGGAAAGUUUUCUUCCAGGUUGUUUUGGGCAGCUCAAAGCAUAUUGAGAAAUCGUAUCCCUACAAGUUUCUUCAUCCUUGGCUGGGCACAGGACUUUUAACCAGCACUGGAGACAAAUGGCGGUCCAGAAGGAAGAUGUUAACACCAACCUUCCAUUUCACCAUCUUAACAGAUUUCCUCGAGGUGAUGAAUGAACAAGCCAAUGUCCUUGUCCAGAAACUUGAAAAGCAUGUGGACAAAGAGCCAUUUGAUUGCUUUGUAUAUAUCACACGAUGUGCCCUUGAUGUAAUCUGUGAAACGGCGAUGGGUAGGAAUGUAGGUGCACAGCACAAUAAAGAUUCUGAGUAUGUCCAAGCUGUCUAUAGGAUGAGUGAUAUAAUUCAUUUCAGACAGAGGUCUCCAUGGAUUUGGCCUGACCUUUUCUACAGUAUGUGCCAAGAAGGAAGAGACCAUUCCAAGUAUCUGAAUAUACUUCAUACCUUUACAGAUAAAGUUAUUGCAGAAAAAUCUUGGGAACUGAAAAAACGGGAGCAACAGAAAGGUGAUGCUGUCAACCUCGGUGUGCAAAGCCAGGGCAAAGUGAGAAAAGCUUUCCUUGACAUGCUUCUGAAUGCCACUGAUGAAGAUGGAAAGAAAUUAAGCUACCUAGACAUUCGAGAGGAAGUUGAUACGUUCAUGUUUGAGGGUCAUGAUACUACUGCUGCUGCCAUGAGUUGGACAAUGUAUCUACUUGCAUGUCAUCCAGAAAUCCAAAAGCAAGUUCAUGAUGAAUUGGAUGAAGUUUUUGGAGACUCCAACCGACACAUAACCAUGGAUGAUUUGAAGAAACUACGAUAUCUGGAAUGUGUUAUAAAAGAAGCUCUUCGCCUUUAUCCUUCUGUUCCCUAUUUUGCUCGCAGUCUGCGUGAGGAUGUCUCUAUCAGAGGAUUUAAGAUACCCAAAGGCAUAGAUGUCAUAAUUGCACCUCUUGCACUGCAUAGAGACCCUGACACUUACCCAGAGCCUGAGGAAUUCAGACCUGAGCGGUUUUUCCCCGAGAAUGCAGCUGGGCGGCACCCAUACGCUUAUGUGCCUUUCUCUGCGGGCCCCAGGAACUGCAUUGGUCAACGUUUUGCACAAAUGGAAGAAAAGACCAUUCUAGCAACUGUCCUGCGGAAUUUUUCAGUUGGAACUACACAAACGCACGAAGAGCUCAGACCCAGAGCAGAACUGAUUCUGCGUCCCACUAAAGGCAUAUGGGUUCACUUGAAAAGGAGAAAGCCUUUUAGCUCUGAAAAAUAAAUCUUCCUAUCCUUAUUCAUUUAGAUAUUUUCAUAUGAAUUUUUAUUGCAGAGUAAUUCACACUGCCCAAGUCGACUAAAACAAAAUAAAAACAAAUGUUUAAGUAACAGCA
This is a messenger RNA of Pogona vitticeps (central bearded dragon), 1582 nucleotides long. The record is from RefSeq and is a predicted model, not a curated record. Lineage: Eukaryota; Metazoa; Chordata; Lepidosauria; Squamata; Agamidae.